Molecule: messenger RNA, 476 nt
Organism: Effrenium voratum
Lineage: Eukaryota; Dinophyceae; Suessiales; Symbiodiniaceae
Source: the annotation of a GenBank genome assembly
GCACUGGACCGGUUUAAAGUGCCGGCAGACCUGCAGCAGCUUUUGAUUAGCGAGGACCUCAUUUUGGAUGAUGUGCCAUCCAGGGAGCUCCCCGCCCAACUUGGGAUAGCUCAGCUGACGCAGAUCCUGACCCUGCAAGCGGUCGCCAUUGCCCUUUGUAAAGGGGCCCACUUGCAUGUGCUCAAAAGCUAUGUCGCCAAGUUUGUCAGACUCGCGACCCACCGCUAUGAGCCUGACUCCAACUUGAGGUCUCCUAACACAGCAGAAAUGCAAGCCGCGGAUCAUGAGAUUUGGAACAAGAUUGCAGACCUUUACAAUCUCAGGUCUUGGACCCUCGACGACGCCAUCUACGAACUCACAGAAGUCAGAGGCGACAUUGAGGCCCUUUUGCAGCCUCGCCCUCAGCAGAAGCAAGUUUCAAUGAGCGUUGCCCCCAAAGGAAAGGGUAAGGGGACCAAGGGCAAAAGCAAGGGCAA